AUGUCUGCUAACUCUAUCUCGAGCGCCAAUAGUUCCAGGUUUAUUCUCACAGGUUUUCCUGGCCUGGAGGCUGACUAUACGUGGCUCUCCAUUCCCUUCUCCUCCAUCUAUGCCAUGGUUUUUCUGGGAAACUGCAUGGUGCUUCAUGUGAUCCGGACUGAAUCGAGCCUGCACCAGCCCAUGUUCUACUUCCUGGCCAUGCUAUCCAUCACUGACAUGUGCAUGGGGUUGUCUACCAUGUGCACAGUGCUGGGGAUACUGUGGGGGUUCGUUCAACACAUCAGCCUGGAUAUUUGCAUCGUCCAGUCCUAUUUCAUCCAUGGUCUGUCCUUCAUGGAGUCUUCUGUCCUCCUUGCGAUGGCUUUUGACCGCUACAUUGCUAUUUGCAACCCACUACGAUAUUCCUCCAUUUUAACUAACGACAAGAUUAUCAGAAUUGGAGUGGCCAUCUUCUGCAGGAGUACUCUACUCAUACCACCAGUCAUUAUCCGCCUCAAGUUCUUGACUUAUUGUCGUCCCCACAUCCUUUCUCACUCUUUCUGCCUACACCAAGACUUAAUUCGAAUGGCCUGCUCAGACAUCCGCUUCAAUUACAUCUAUGGUUUGUUCCUGGUGAUCAGCAACCUGUUACUGGAUGCAGUGCUUAUACUUAUCUCCUAUAUCAUGAUCUUGCAUGCAGUCUUCGCUAUUGCAUCACGGGAGGAGAGAGCCAAGUUAUUGCAAACCUGUGUGUCUCACAUCUGUGCUGUUAUGGUUUUCUACAUCCCAAUCAUUGGUCUGACUAUGGUACAUCGCUUUGGGAAACACCUCUCACCACUGGUUCAUGUCCUCAUGGGCAAUGUUUAUAUCCUUUUCCCUCCUUUGAUGAACCCCAUCAUUUAUAGCAUUAAGACCCAGCAAAUACGAAGAAGAAUACAGAGACUGUUCUGUGUGAAAAGAAUUUAAGUCUUGAGAGCACAAGCUAAUUCAUUUUAAAAUUCAACCAGUGAAACUCAAAAGGGUAAGAGUCAGUAAUUAUUUAAAA
Molecule: messenger RNA, 1024 nt
Organism: Erinaceus europaeus (western European hedgehog)
Lineage: Eukaryota; Metazoa; Chordata; Mammalia; Eulipotyphla; Erinaceidae
Product: olfactory receptor 51V1-like
Exons: 1
Coding region: 1-945 (314 amino acids)
Biological process (GO): G protein-coupled receptor signaling pathway
Cellular component (GO): membrane
Molecular function (GO): olfactory receptor activity; G protein-coupled receptor activity
Source: RefSeq, a predicted model, not a curated record